Molecule: messenger RNA, 535 nt
Organism: Glossina fuscipes
Lineage: Eukaryota; Metazoa; Arthropoda; Insecta; Diptera; Glossinidae
Gene: RpL14
Product: 60S ribosomal protein L14
Exons: 4
Coding region: 33-533 (166 amino acids)
Biological process (GO): translation; ribosomal large subunit biogenesis
Cellular component (GO): cytosolic large ribosomal subunit; ribosome
Molecular function (GO): structural constituent of ribosome; RNA binding
Source: RefSeq, a predicted model, not a curated record
ACAUAUUUCUCUUUCUUUCCGGUUUAGCAAUCAUGCCUUUCCAAAGAUUUGUACAAACUGGACGCAUCGCUAAAUGCUCGGCUGGCCCAUUGAAGGGACGACUUGUUGCCAUUGUCGAUGUAGUUGAUCAAAAUAGGGUCCUUGUUGACGGGCCCCUAACUGGAGUACCACGUCAAGAAUGUAGGCUAAACAAUCUUCACUUAACGAAAUAUAGGAUAAAAUUCCCCUAUACUGCUCCUACACGCAUUGUACGCAAGGCGUGGCAAGAAAGUGAUUUGAAGAGCCAAUGGAAAGUAAGCUCCUGGUCGCAAAAAGCACAAAACAUUUGCAAGCGAUCUCAACUUAAUGAUUUUGAUCGAUUUAAGUUGCGUUAUGCAAAACGUCAACGAAACAAGCUGUUGACAAUUGCGUUCAAUGCAUUAAAGAAACGAACUAAGGCAGAUGGUAGCGUUCGUAAACUUAAGAAGGAUAAGCGCGAGGCCAUACGUCAAUUGAAGUCGCAAGGUGUAAAAAAACCUAUUCUAAAAAAAUGAGU